AUGGACACCGAUCGCAUGUUCUGCCAUGCCUGUGGCGGGGUUUGGCUUAAAGAUGGGAAUUUGGCGUGCCCGCAUUGUGCAUCUGAGUUCACAGAAAUAAAAUACCCUCCGAAGGUUCCCCACCACACAGUGCCGACAGCUCUUCAUCGCCUACACAUGCCAGCCCAUGGAGAGAUCACAACCCGUGGGAAGAAGAAGAGACAUAUGAACGGCAAGGCCCAAGCUUAUUCGGAGGUGGCUCCCCUCCAUACACAUCCCUGCGCACAUACAGAUCCCCCCGACGGGCGUUUCUCAUUUAGCAGUGCGACACUGGAUACCGGAAUGCCCUCCGGCCAGCGCAAUAACGGCCCGAACCCUAUGGUUCCGAUGAUGAUGCAAAGUUUCGACACAAUUUUACAAAGCUUGAUGGAGCCUAACCCUCGUGGAUACAGAGGAUUUGGAGAGGAUCCCUUUCAUCCUCAAUCUUCCACUUCUCCCGACUGGCUCGAGGAUGACCACCUUGCCGGCCAUCACCCAGGCCUAGGUCCCCGCAAUGCGGAUGCGCCGCAAUCGAUAAAUCGCAACCCAAUGACCAUCACGGAGUUUGUAUUCAGGAUUAUGGACGCCAUUCGCGCUGACAUUGGGGCACAAACUACGCGACGCGCUCGUGGGACUCGUGGCCCGGCAGGCCCCAAUCCUCUUUCCAUAUUGUCUGCCAUUCUCAACAUGGAUCGAAGUGGUGACGCAGUCUACUCACAGGAGGAGCUUGACCGUGUCAUUACGCAACUGGUUGAAAACACGGGAGGAGCCAGCACUGCGGCACCCCCAGCAUCUGACAAUGCCAUUCAGUCUUUGCCGAAGAAGAAGGUCGAUAGAGAGAUGAUGGGAGUCGAAGGAAAUGCAGAGUGUUCGAUAUGUAUGGAUAGCGUUGAACUCGGCACGGAAGUCACCGUGUUACCAUGCACACAUUGGUUUCAUUUCGCCUGCAUCGAGGCAUGGCUCACCCAACACAACACUUGCCCACACUGCCGGCGCGGUAUAGCCUCAAACAUAGGAAGUGGAGAUGGCACUUGUGAAAACCCACUUGUGAUUCAGGAUAGUCCUGAGCAGCCAACAUCUCGUCGACGUCGCAGUUCUGCUCUUACUACACGCAGCGGUCGGUCUUCUUUCUCUUCUAUGCAGAUUUCUCGGUCCCCUGAGCAAGCAACUAGUGGAUCUAGCACCCGACAGCCUAGCCGAAGCGAGGGUAGUGGCGGAGGAUUUGCCAAUUGGUUUGCCAAUCGAUUUGGGAGCAGCACAUGA
Penicillium paradoxum is the source of this 1281-nucleotide messenger RNA. RefSeq names its product putative RING finger domain protein. The transcript is spliced from 4 exons. The coding region runs from base 1 to 1281 and encodes 426 amino acids. The record is from RefSeq and is a predicted model, not a curated record. Lineage: Eukaryota; Fungi; Ascomycota; Eurotiomycetes; Eurotiales; Aspergillaceae.